CGCAGAAUUCCAACAGAAGCAGAGGAAUUAACAGGACGAGAGUUGAUCGACUAUGUGAACAGCCACCAGUCAUUAUGGAAGGCAAAGGAGAAUCGUCGUUUCGCUCGCUAUCCAGAUCGUACAAAAUGGGGUCUGAUGGGUGUGAAUAAUGUGCGCCUGAGUGUGAGGGCAAAACAGCAUCUGUCCACCACCAAGGACUUAGACAUCGACAUUCCGGAGUCGUUCGAUGCACGAGAAGAAUGGCCCGACUGCGAUUCUAUCAAGGUCAUUCGGGAUCAAUCCAGCUGUGGAUCAUGCUGGGCAUUUGGAGCUGUCGAAGCAAUGUCGGAUCGUAUAUGCAUUGCCUCAAAAGGAGAAAUCCAGGUUUCGCUUUCAGCUGAUGAUCUUCUAAGUUGCUGCAGGUCGUGCGGUUUUGGAAAAUGUGUACCGACUUACAACGAGAAGACCUACAACGAUGACAAAUAUUACGGACGAAACGCUUACGGAGUAAAGGAUGAUGUCACUGCAAUUCAAAAGGAGGUUCUGACGCAUGGUCCUGUUGAAGUGGCUUUCGAGGUGUACGAAGAUUUCCUAAACUACGCUGGAGGCAUCUAUGUGCAUACCGGAGGAAGACUGGGAGGAGGACAUGCAGUGAAAUUGAUCGGAUGGGGUGUCGAACAAGGAAUGCCAUACUGGUUGAUCGCUAACAGCUGGAACACUGAUUGGGGAGAGGACGGUUACUUCCGUAUUCUGAGGGGAGUCGACGAAUGUGGCAUCGAGUCUGGAGUUGUUGGUGGUGUGCCAAAGCUGAAUUCAAUUCAUCGCAGACGUCACGUGGCGGCAUCAUCGUAUAUGGACGAUUUCUUCUGA
Messenger RNA from Haemonchus placei, 849 nucleotides. NCBI's taxonomy places the organism in Eukaryota, Metazoa, Nematoda, Chromadorea, Rhabditida, Trichostrongylidae. The record is from the annotation of a GenBank genome assembly.